AUGGAUGGGGCACUAGCGAGUGCUUCAACAGGGGUGAUGAACUCCCUUCUCGCCAAGCUCUCUGCAAUGGUUGAGGGGGAGUAUGAGCUCCUUGGAGUCACCAAGUCCGACAUUGCUUUUCUGAGGAACGAGCUCAGCAGUAUGAACGCCCUGCUUGAGAAGCUGGCAGCAGCGGAGAAACUUGACGUGCAGGUACAGGUUUGGAGGGACAACAUACGGGAACUAAGCUAUGAUAUCGAAGAUUGCAUUGACAUGUUUAUGCAGAAGCUCAACCAUGGCGACGCCGCCAAGGCAGGUAAUUUUGUUAAGAAGAUAAUUGGUAAGGUUAAAAAGCUAUGGUCAGGCUUCCAGAUGGCUAACCAGAUUCACGAGCUCAAGGCUCGUGUGGUUGAGGAGAGUGAGCGUCGCUUGAGAUACAAGUACGACGAAUCGAUCUCCACCGCGGGCAAAGUGGAGAUUGAUCCACGAUUGCCAGCGCUGUAUGUGGAAGCAGAGAAACUUGUUGGUAUCGACGGUCCUAUGCAGAAUCUCAUGGAUUGGUUGAUGAAAGACGACUCGACACAACAGCUUAGAGUGGUGUCUAUUGUGGGUUUUGGAGGCCUCGGCAAAACAACUCUCGCGAACCAAGUGUAUCGCAAAAUUAAGAGUCAAUUUGAUUGUACAGCUUUUGUACCAGUUUCGCGAAGUCCCAUCAUAAAGAAGAUACUCCGUGAUCUGCUUACAGAACUGGGUAGUAGUAAGACUCAUGCAUCAGAAGACGAUGAGCGGCAGCUCAUAAAUAAUGUCAGAGCAUAUCUACAAGAUAAAAGGUACUUAAUCAUUGUUGAUGAUAUCUGGAGCACAAUCGCCUGGGAAUUUGUGAAGUCUGCUUUACCUGAGAAUAAAUUACGCAGUAGAAUAAUUACUACUACAAGACAUUCUGAUGUAGCCAGAUCAUGCUGCUCAAGUUAUGAAGGAUAUAUUCACAACAUUCAGCCUCUGAGUAACCAGGACUCCUCAAUGCUGUUUUAUAACAGAGUUUUUCAAAGGCAGACCUCCUGCCCGCCUCAUCUAGAAGAAGUCUCUCUGUCAAUAAUAAAAAGAUGCCAUGGUCUGCCACUAGCUAUAAACACAGUAGCUAGUUUGUUAGCUAACAGAUCAAAUGAUAUAGACCAAUGGGAGCAAGUUCGAGAUUCUAUGGUUUCUGGACUUCAUUCACAACUAGUUCGAGAUAUACUCCUGCUUAGCUACUAUGAUCUUCCACAUCAUCUGAAGUCCUGCUUCUUGUAUCUUUGUAUAUUUCCUGAGGACUGUAAGAUUGCAAGAGAGAAGCUAAUAUGGAGAUGGAUAGCUGAGGGGUUCAUCACAAAUGAAAUUGGACAAACAUUGGACCAAACAGGAGAGAACUACUUUAAUGAUCUUGUCAACAGAAGCUUGAUUCAACAUAUUGAUAUAAUGUAUGAUGGGAUGGCUAGAGCCUGCCGACUCCAUGAUAUGGUGCUUGAUCUUAUCAUUUCACUUUCCACAGAGCAGAACUUUGUCACAGUGGUAGAGGGGGAGGUGUUUAAAUGUUCCGCUAACAAGAUUCGCCGGCUCUCUCUCCUAUCCAGCUUUUUGGAAAAUGAUGUACUGCAGGAGAUUAUGAACAAGUGCUCACAGGUUCGCUCGCUGAUUAGGUUCCACGUGGCAAAUAAAGAAGCCCCUCAUCUGCCAAUAUUUCAUUCUUUAAGAGUAUUGGUUCUACGAUGUACUUGUGCCAACCUUGGUAUUAGUAACCACCACAUUAAAAGUAUUGGGAGCUCUUUGCAAUUGAAGUACCUGGAAAUAGGUUGUCAUAGUAUUACUGAACUUCCAGAGACCAUUGGAGGCCUGCAGUAUUUACAGACACUGGACAUACAUGGCAGCAAAAUUGACAAAUUACCCCCAACCAUAGGCAAUUUGAAAAAUCUGGUGCGUCUACUAGUUGAUUUUAACAUAGAACUGCCAGAUCAGAUUGGCAACCUGCAAUCGUUACGCAUGCUGUCACAUGCUUAUUCGUAUGGCUCUGUGAAAUUUCUGGAGCAGCUCAGGCGUUUGACUAAUUUAAGGGUCCUUCACAUAAGACUGCACGGCAGCAGUGAACUUGGUGAUCAUGGCAUGUGGAAGUAUCAAGAAGCUUUGGAAUCAUCUCUCACUGUGUUGGGUAAACACGGUCUUCAGUCACUUGAGAUUGACACUAAUGAUUACUCGACAAGUAGACUGAUGGAUCUAUUGUGCUGCAAUGCUACAUUUCUGCGAAAGCUGUGCAACCAGAGUUAUCUUAGUAGGAUUCCACAGGGAAUGCAGUGUCUAGUGAAUCUUGCCCAUCUUGAUAUCCGUGUUACCUGCAUCAAACAGGAAGAUCUCUGUAUCCUUGGAGCCAUUCCAACGCUGCUCUAUGCCAUACUGACCUCACUUGAAGCACCUACUGAAAGGCUUAGUAUCGGCAGCCAGCAGUUCUGUUACCUUAAGGAGUUUAUCUUCAGGUCCUAUGGGGAAGAUGGGCUGAGGAUGGUGGCUGAACAGGAAGCUAUGCCAAGGCUUCGAAGUUUACGGCUUCAUUUUAGAGCAAAGGAAACAGAAUCCAAGACAGGUUUUGAGCUCAACUUUGUACACCUUGCAAACCUGGAGCAUAUCACCGCCACAAUUGACUGUUACAUGGCCACUAGAAGCAGAGUAGAGGCUGCAGAAGCUGCCAUCAGGAACACAGCCAACAUCCAUCCGGGACAUCCUACGCUACAAAUCGAGAGAUUUAGGGAGUACAGUACAGUGGAGGAUGAGGACAGGAGGGAAAUGGUUCUGGCGGUGGAAGACAGUACAACAUGCGACAAAGAGGUUCAGCAAAAGCACUCAAGAAAACGCAAGUGUUGCGAGGGCCUACUGCCAUACUAG
This is a messenger RNA of Miscanthus lutarioriparius, 2889 nucleotides long. Lineage: Eukaryota; Viridiplantae; Streptophyta; Magnoliopsida; Poales; Poaceae. The record is from the annotation of a GenBank genome assembly.